This is a messenger RNA of Sitodiplosis mosellana (orange wheat blossom midge), 953 nucleotides long. RefSeq names its product ADP-ribosylation factor-like protein 5B (gene Arl5). Gene Ontology annotation, molecular function: GTPase activity; GTP binding. The coding region runs from base 95 to 634 and encodes 179 amino acids. Lineage: Eukaryota; Metazoa; Arthropoda; Insecta; Diptera; Cecidomyiidae. Gene Ontology annotation, biological process: intracellular protein transport; vesicle-mediated transport; protein localization to Golgi membrane. The transcript is spliced from 6 exons. The record is from RefSeq and is a predicted model, not a curated record. Gene Ontology annotation, cellular component: cytoplasm; trans-Golgi network.
CCAGUUCAUAUUGAUCGCCAAAGAUAACGCGUGCUACAUUCAGUUACCAUUUGUGUUAUUUAAUCAAAAAAUAUAAAUCAAAUACUCAUUCAAAAUGGGAUUAUUAUUUGGAAAAUUAUGGAGCCUAUUCGGUAAUGAAGAACACAAAUUAGUUAUGGUGGGCUUGGAUAAUGCGGGGAAGACAACAAUUCUAUACCAAUUUCUAAUGAACGAAGUGGUACACACCAGUCCAACCAUCGGUUCAAAUGUCGAAGAAAUCGUUUGGAAAAAUAUCCAUUUUUUAGUAUGGGAUCUAGCAGGUCAGCAAAGUUUACGGACGGCGUGGAGUACAUAUUAUACGAAUACAGAGUUUAUUAUAAUGGUUAUCGACUCGACGGACAGAGAACGAUUGGCUGUGACACGUGAAGAACUUUAUACAUUGUUACAACACGAAGAUCUAUCGAAAGCAUGUCUUCUGGUAUACGCAAAUAAACAAGACUUAAAAGGCGCGAUGUCUGCAGCUGAAAUAUCACGUCAAUUAGACUUAACAUCAAUUAAAAAACAUCAAUGGCAUAUACAAUCGUGUUGUGCUUUAACCGGGGAUGGGCUAUAUCAAGGUUUGGAAUGGAUUACACAAAGAAUAAAAAAGAAAUGACCUGACUAAAUUCUUAGUUUUCUCGUUGUAAAGCUUUAAGAAUUUAUCUAAUUAGAGAGGAAGGGAAAUUAAAUUCAUUUUUUUUGCAUUCUUCUCAUUUUACGAUUAAUUAGAGAAUUAAAAAAAAAAUAAAGAAAAUAAAAACCAACUAUGUUAUAAAUAGACAGCUAAUUUAAAAACAAUGUACUAAAUAAAUGUAAAAGAGAGAAGACAAAAGAAACUAUUGAAAAGAUAUCAAACUAAAAAUUUAAAUAUAAUUGUACAAAACCUUGAACAUAAUGGAAUAAAUAAGCCUAAAAAAGGAUAGAACUCACAAAAA